This is a messenger RNA of Gossypium raimondii (Peruvian cotton), 1477 nucleotides long. Its product is annotated as alcohol dehydrogenase-like 4. The transcript has 10 exons. The record is from RefSeq and is a predicted model, not a curated record. Gene Ontology annotation, cellular component: cytosol. Gene Ontology annotation, molecular function: S-(hydroxymethyl)glutathione dehydrogenase [NAD(P)+] activity; zinc ion binding. Lineage: Eukaryota; Viridiplantae; Streptophyta; Magnoliopsida; Malvales; Malvaceae. Bases 102 to 1277 code for a protein of 391 amino acids. Gene Ontology annotation, biological process: formaldehyde catabolic process.
AUGAAGCUUCAAACACCCGCCUUUUCACAUCAAAACAAACUCUACACCAGGUUUCUGAUACAAUCUCAGCUGCUUGGUUCAUUAAGAGAGAGAAGAAGAACAUGGAUGUUGGUUACCAUUCGUAUGAGACUGAGUCAACCCACACUGCAGGGAAAGUCAUCACUUGCAAAGCUGCUGUAGCAUGGGGUCCUGGACAGCCUCUCGUCAUUGAAGAUGUUCAAGUGGCACCCCCUCAAAAGAUGGAGGUGAGGGUCAAGAUUCUCUUCACUUCAAUCUGUCACACGGAUCUCAGUUCUUGGAAAGGCGAGAAUGAAGCACAGAGAGCAUAUCCUCGAAUUCUAGGCCAUGAAGCUGCAGGGAUUGUUGAGAGCGUUGGGGAAGGUGUUGAAGACAUGAAAAUAGGUGACCAUGUCAUCCCUUUCUUCCAAGGGGAGUGUGGCACCUGCAUCUGUUGCAGAAGCCAAAAAACUAAUCUGUGCCAAAAGUUUGGAGUGAAUCCAUUGAAGAGCGUGAUGGUAAAUGAUGGGAAGACGAGGUUUUCCACCAUGGAUGGGAACCCCAUCUUUCAUUUCCUCAACACCUCCACUUUCAGCCAGUACACCGUUCUUGAUUCUGCCUGUGUAGUAAAGAUUGACACCAAGGCCCCCCUCGAGAAAAUGAGCCUCUUAAGUUGCGGUGUCUCAACUGGCGUGGGAGCAGCUUGGAAUGUAGCCAACCUGCAACCUGGCUCAAGCGUGGCAAUCUUUGGGUUGGGUGCCGUGGGACUCGCUGUAGCUGAAGGAGCACGAGUAAGAGGUGCAUCGAAAAUAAUAGGCGUUGAUAUCAACCCUAGCAAAUUUUUCAAAGGCAAAGCAGUGGGAAUUACAGAAUUCAUAAACCCAAAGGAUCUAGACGUACCAGUGCAUGAGAAAAUCGGAGCUAUUACAGUGGGAGGUGUAGACUACAGCUUCGAAUGUGUAGGAAACCUUGAAGUUCUUCGAGAGGCAUUUUUGUCCACCCAUACCGGAUGGGGACUGACUGUACUACUGGGGAUUCACCCAAGCCCAAUGUUGCUGCCUCUCCAUCCAAUGGAGUUAUUUAACGGACGCCAAAUCGUAGGAUCCAUCUUUGGAGGCUUCAAAGGCAAAACCCAACUGCCAAAGUUGGCCGAACAAUGCAUGUGUGGGACCCUGAACUUGGACGAGUUUAUCACACAUGAGCUUCCCUUCCACAACAUAAAUGAAGCUUUUCAACUGCUAAUCGAGGGGAAAUCGCUUAGAUGCCUUCUGCACCUCUGAGCUUUUACGCAAUAAAAUUAUAUAAAUAAAUCAUAUAGGUGCCGGUUGAUUCACAAUCACUGGCUUGUUUGUAGUAAAAUUUUCUUAAAUUUACGGUGCUUCAGUUCAGCAUGAGGCCCCCACAAAUUUCCUGCUUGUUAGAUGAUGUAAAACUUCUAUCGAUCAAUUUGGUAUCCCAACUAUAUUAUUUUUCUUCGGAA